GUUUUAGUAAUUGAGCCAAGUUGUAUUCUAAAAUUAGGUUAAAAAAAUGAUUAAAGUAUAUUCGUAUGAGUAAAUAGAUCACCCAAAGAGAAAGAAUUCCAUCUCCAAAAUUUAACCAGAAUUAAUUUACCACAGUAAGUACUUGGCGUUUGCAUUUACUAUUGCUUGCAUCUUCAAUUUUGUAUCCCAUUAAUAUGGCGGCUGCUGCUGCUAGAUAUUAUCUUGCCACCACUUCUUCUUCUCAGUAUUGCUGCAGCAAGAACCAUGAAAUGUUGUCACCGACCAGAUUAGGGAAAAUGCCAAUGUCUGUUAGAUCAGUCAGAAAAGAAAUGAAGGCUGCGGUGGCUGGAAGAUUCCCGACCGAACCUGUUACAGAUAGAAGGAGUCUGAUGAAUUUGUUGUUAUUCGGUGCUGUCGGUUUACCCGCCGCCACCAUGUUGCUUCCCUUCUUUACCCCUCAACCCUGUUUAGGAAUUUCUGAAGGUAGUACCAAAGCUAAGGAUGAGUUUGGUGAAGAUAUCACGGCAUCAGAAUGGCUAAAGACCAAUAGACCUGGUGACAGAACCCUUACUCAAGGCUUGAAGGGAGAUCCUACUUAUCUUAUAGUGGAGAACAACGGAACUCUUGUGACAUUUGGAAUUAAUGCAGUGUGCACCCAUUUGGGGUGUAUUGUGCCAUGGAACACAGUAGAGAAGAAGUUUAUGUGUCCCUGCCAUGGCUCUCGGUACAACAAUGAGGGUAAAGUUAUUAGUGGUCCUGCUACUCAGGUAAUUCAAAAAACAUGUGUAGAAGCUUUUUUCCUUCACGUAUUCGUUGCUAAUGCAACUUCAAUACUUCAUGUAUUAACAGUCUUUAGGACUGGCUCAUGUGAAUAUAGACGAUGGCAAGGUGGUGUUUGCUCCAUGGACGGAAACCGAUUUCAGAACAGGUGAUAGUCCAUGGUGGUCUUAAAAACUGUUGGUGUUUUCCCCUUCUUCACGAAUGUCAUUUUAGAUUGUUUUCUUGGAAUAAGCAAGUUUUGACAAUGAAAUACAAUAAAAAUGGUUAUGUA
Erigeron canadensis is the source of this 1051-nucleotide messenger RNA. RefSeq names its product cytochrome b6-f complex iron-sulfur subunit-like. The transcript has 4 exons. The record is from RefSeq and is a predicted model, not a curated record. Lineage: Eukaryota; Viridiplantae; Streptophyta; Magnoliopsida; Asterales; Asteraceae. Bases 195 to 932 code for a protein of 245 amino acids. Gene Ontology annotation, cellular component: plasma membrane. Gene Ontology annotation, molecular function: 2 iron, 2 sulfur cluster binding; oxidoreductase activity.